AUUUAAGAGCAACCAACAUUGUGUCGAUUAACUCGUGAAUUACGAAAUUAAAUGUUUGCUAUCUGAAAAAAAUUUCACAAUAUUGACAUAACGUGAAAGACAUUCUGUCAAAGUCCGGUGAGAACAGUUCUUGCAUGCUCAGCUGAGAUGAGCAAUAUAACUUGUGCGUGCGUUGCGUUUAAGGAAAAUUCGAAAAAAAAUAUAUAUAAAGUUUAAACAAAAAUUAAUUAAAUUAUUCGUUUUGAAAAUCGAAAUUGGUUGCAUCUAACACUUCCUAAAGCAUUGAGGGGAUAGGAAGAGGGAACAGACAUGGAGCAUAUGUUGGAGCAGCCGCAGUUGGCUAGUGAUGUACCGGCGCAACAACUAUAUGCUAAAAAUUUGGUAGAGCUUGUAAAACAAUUGAUUACAGAAAAAGAAUAUGAUGGUGUUGCAUUACUAUUUACAAAUGAAGCGGAGGCCCCUCGAAAUCGAAGCUGCCUCGAAACUGUAGGCAUGGAACUGUACCAUGAAUUUUGCGAACCGAAUCUUACAGCGGAAGUACACGAAGAACAACUGCCAUUAUACAAUUGUGCUGAGGAGCUGCUUUAUUUAAUAGCCUCUUAUGCCCCCAUGGAAGAGUUAUUGCUUGAGCUUUUAGAAAUGAUUGAAGAUCAAAAAUCAGAGUUUGUCUAUUCUUCAUCUUUACGUGCCUUACAAGCGGUGUUACUUCGUAUGGGUGAUAAGAAGCCGCGAGCUUUAGAAUGGAGUUUGAAUUCUAUACACACACGCAUCGAAUCAUUGCCUCUGCCUAACUUCCUGGAAGAAGGAUAUGAUGAAAAACAAGAAGCUUUACUCGAACAAAAUAACCAAAUUGAGAAAUUAUUAAUGCAUUAUAUCACACUAAAUUUAUUUUAUGAGCCACUAUUAAAAGAUAUACUAAGCAGCCAAAGCACAUCUGGCCCAGCGUUCUUCGAUAAAAGCAUAAACAGAAGAAAUGUAUUAUGUUGUUUCCUAAUACAAAUGUUGGGAAAACCUUUGGCACUGUUGGAUUUGUCGGCUGAUGGACGUAAGACCAACACUUAUACGAUACAAUGUGCGCGUAAACUAACGGAAAGUGCUGUAAAUUGUUUGGAUAAUCCACUUCGUCUGCUCUUCGUUGGGGAGCAACGUAUACGUUGGACUCGUCGUCUAGAUACCAAUAAAGGUGUCCAUGAAAUGAGUUCGAAAAAUAUUUUUCUAAUUGAAGAUAAAUUUCCACUCGAGUCUCUAUCAAUCUUCUUUUAUAUGAUAUUUGUAGAAGGAAUAUGUUUGAAUUCGGUGCCAAAAGUUUAUGCGCCUCUUUACAUAUUUGAAAUGAGUCUAUAUUAUACCAACGAAUUAUUGGCGCAUGAUGAGGCAGCCUUGCAUUACCGUGCGCUCCAACUGACAAAAUGCUUACUAGAUAAAUUAAAUCACGAAAAGAUUGCUGCGAUUUCAUUAGAGCUGGAUGUGCACAAAAAUUUUUGUAAUUCUCUUUGCAAUAUAGUUGGCUAUUCAUCACAUAACAAGCUUAGGCAAAUAGGUGUUAAGCUGUUACGUCAGUAUAUCUUGCAAUUCGAUGAUGAAGGAAAAUAUUUAGUACUAAAAAAUCUACUUCGUACUGUGCCCCAUCAUGGUAUCUCCGGUUACUUGGCUAUAAUAUAUAAAGAUGUGGUUGCGAAUGCUUUAGUUUCGACCUCGACGAAUUUACCGACCUCCUUUUCUGGGCAAGACUUCCGCACAAUUUUCUUACGAUACAUAUGCCAUUUACCGCAUGGCGCGAAAACCGAUCUUAUUGAACAUGCCGAUAAAGUCAUAUCUUCGCUAAACGCUUUGCGUUUCUUUGCAAUUAAAGAUUUACAAAAUCGUACUGGCUUCUGGGAUAUUGUGCCGGAAAUAGAGCAACAAUUCACAGAUCCUCUGCGUAAGGGAUUAGAUAUAUCUGUGGCACACUAUAAAGCUGAAUUGCUGCGUGUAGAAAAUGGGUUAGAUGCUGAAACCGAAGCAGAAGAUCGUAAGAAUUUGGAAAUACUAGACCUGAAUAUAGCUAACGCUUCCAAGGAAAGUGGACAAAUGGAUUUGGAAAUAACACGACAGCGUAAAACCGAAAUACUUAGACAGAAUCUUUGUACAUUUGAUUUAAUGAGAAGUCUGUUGGGGCGAACAGUUGAAUGCUUUGAGAAUUCCAAUAGGAUGUAGAAAAGCUGUGCUGCCUAAUGUGUUAUUAUUAUGAGUGCUAUGCACGUAGGUUAGUUAUUUAUGUAUAAAAGUAAAAAUUAAAAAGUAAUAAAAAAAUUAAAAUUUA
Messenger RNA from Ceratitis capitata (Mediterranean fruit fly), 2302 nucleotides. Its product is annotated as glomulin. Gene Ontology annotation, molecular function: ubiquitin-protein transferase inhibitor activity. The record is from RefSeq and is a predicted model, not a curated record. Bases 310 to 2196 code for a protein of 628 amino acids. The transcript has a single exon. Lineage: Eukaryota; Metazoa; Arthropoda; Insecta; Diptera; Tephritidae. Gene Ontology annotation, cellular component: cytoplasm.